Messenger RNA from Pristis pectinata (smalltooth sawfish), 11507 nucleotides. It is a transcript of the gene tulp4a, whose product is annotated as TUB like protein 4a. NCBI's taxonomy places the organism in Eukaryota, Metazoa, Chordata, Chondrichthyes, Rhinopristiformes, Pristidae. The record is from RefSeq and is a predicted model, not a curated record. Gene Ontology annotation, molecular function: protein binding.
GGUGACGGGGCCGCGCGGGACCGAAGGCUCACCCCUCACCCACCUCCUGCUGGCGCGCGCGCGCUGCCUACAGUCCGCUCACCCGCCGCUCGCGCCGGGCGUUCCCGGGUUAACGGUCGCGCUCGAGGCGCAGGCGACACUAGAGCCGUCACUCUUCGCGCGUGCGCGGCAGCGCGCUCCGGCCGCGUCAAUGGACAACGGACUCGGCUCGGGCUAAACGGCCGCUCGCCCGUGCCGGUGUCGCGGGGGUUGCAGGCGCGGCGCCUCCGUCCCGCCCCCACCACCACCCGCUCGGCCCCGCCCAGGCCAGGCCCCGAUGCUGCUGCUCCAGGCCGCCUGAGGGGAAGGUCGGCCCGGCUUGGCCACUGUUUGAUGAGUAGCCGCCCGGCAGCGAGGCAGUCGGGCCGCGGGCCCAGCGGGAUGUUCGCGGCGGUGGAGCAGGGCCCGGUGCUGUGCAGCGACUCCAACAUCCUGUGCCUGUCAUGGAAAGGCCGUGUGCCCAAGAGCGAGAAAGAGAAGCCCGUGUGCCGCCGGCGCUGCUAUGAGGAGGGCUGGCUGGCGACUGGCAACGGCAGAGGGGUGGUCGGCGUGACUUUCACCGCCAGUCACUGCAGGAGGGAGCGCAGCAACCCGCAGAGGAUCAACUUCAACCUGCGAGGCCACAACAGCGAGGUGGUGCUUGUGCGCUGGAAUGAGCCAUUUCAGAAACUUGCAACGUGUGAUGCUGAUGGAGGAAUUUUUGUGUGGAUUCAGUAUGAAGGCAGGUGGUCAGUUGAACUGGUCAAUGACCGCGGAGCACAGGUGAGUGACUUUACCUGGAGUCAUGAUGGUACUCAGGCACUCAUUUCGUACCGAGAUGGCUUUGUCUUGGUUGGAUCUGUCAGUGGACAGCGACAUUGGUCUUCUGAGAUUAAUUUGGACAGCCAGAUUACCUGUGGAAUAUGGACACCUGAUGACCAACAGGUGCUGUUUGGUACAGCUGAUGGGCAAGUGAUAGUGAUGGACUGCCAUGGACGUAUGCUGGCUCAUGUAUUACUCCAUGAAUCUGAAGGUAUCCUGGGAAUGUCUUGGAAUUAUCCCAGUUUCCUGGUGGAGGACAGUAGCGAGAGUGACACAGAUUCUGAUGACUAUUCACCACCACAAGAUGGUCCAGCAAUAUAUCCCUUGCCAAUUCAAAACAGCAAGCCACUGCUGACUGUUAGCUUCACAUCAGGGGAUAUCAGCAUGAUGAACAACUAUGAUGAUUUGUCACCUACUGUUAUCCGCUCGGAUAUGAAAGAUGUGGUCGUACAGUGGAGCACACAGGGAGACCUGCUGGCUGUCGCAGGCAUGGAAAGGCAGAGUCAAUCUUACGAACUAGGAAGUGUUCCAGUAGUGAAAAAUGCUGCAGUUAAAUUCUUUAAUAACCAUGGAGAACAUAUUUACACACUGGAAAGUCCCACCCAGCGUCCCAUUACAGCCAUCUGUUGGGGUCAUCGUGACUCACGUUUGUUCUUAUCUUCUGGACCUGCCCUGUACGUUGUUCGUGUGGAGCACAGGAUUGCCAACCUACAAUUAUUGUGUCAGCAGGCUAUUGUCAUUUCUCUUCGUGAUGAGAAAGACUUCAGCAAAUUAACACUUCCACCUCGUCUUUGUUCAUACCUCACUGCUGCCUUUGUAUCAACAAUUAAGCCUCCCAUCCCAGAUCCAAAUAAUAUGCGGGAUUUUGUAAGUUACCCAACAGCAGGGAAUGAAAGACUGCACUGCACUAUGAAGCGUACAGAAGAUGACCCAGAAGUAGGUGGGCCAUGCUACACCCUGUAUCUGGAAUACCUGGGUGGACUAGUGCCAAUUUUAAAAGGAAGGAGAAUAAGUAAACUUCGACCAGAAUUUGUCAUUAUGGACCCUAAAACGGAUGGUAAAACAGAUGAAACCUUUGGCAACAACUUGAUUUCAAAUGUAAUUGACAGCUGUAAUUGUUCUGACUCCAGUGAUAUAGAACUCAGUGAUGACUGGGUUGGCAAGAAAUCUCCGAAGAUAUCUCGAGCAAGCAAGUCCCCCAAAUUACCCAGAAUUAAUCUUGAUGCUAGAAAAUCACCCAAACUUUCUCGAGCUAGCCAGGAGAUAUCAAAGUCUCCACGAUUGCCAAUUAGGAAACCUUCUAUCAGUUCCCCAAGCUUAACUCGAAAAGAAUUUCCUUUAGAAGAUAUCACACAGCACAACUAUCUUGCUCAGGUCACAUCCAACAUUUGGGGGACGAAGUUCAAAAUUGUAGGAUUGGCUUCAUUUCUGCCAAGUAAUCUUGGUGCAGUAAUCUAUAAAACCAGCCUGCUCCAUCUUCAGCCCAGACAAAUGACCAUCUACCUACCAGAAGUGCGCAAGCUGUCAAUGGACUUGAUCAACAUGUCUGUGUUUAAUCCCAGCGUUUUCAGUGAAGAUGAGGAUGAUCUUGCAGUGAAUGGAACAUCUGGAGCUCCUGAAAACAACCCACCUUGCACUGUUAAUAUUCCCAUUGCACCCAUCCAUAGUUCUGCACAAGCAAUGUCCCCUACUCAAAGUAUAGGUCUUGUCCAAUCAUUACUAGCCAAUCAGAAUGUGCAGCUGGAUGUAUUAACCAAUCAAACUGCCGUUGCAGGAGCAGUGGAACAUACUUUGGACAGCUCCAGCCAGUAUGCAAUUCCCAAUAGGUAUUCUAAUCCAGGACAAGUUAUCUUUGGAAGUCUGGAAGCAGGCCGUAUGACUGGUGGAUCACAGCAGAUCUCAGGGAUGGUGCAAAUUCCUUCUGUGGAGCAUGUUGAAAGGGAGCCUGAACACACACAAAAAAUCAAACCCUUACGAACAGUGCCACAAUUGGUAGAAAGCGAUGCAAUGGUAUUCUGUACAACUCCCGAAGUUCAGUUAGCUAAAAUAAACGCACAUCCACCUCCUCCAUAUCCAGGAACUACCACGGCUUCUGCAGCCAUUCCUGUCACUGCUCCAUCAAUGGAUAUCUGUCUGAAAAAAGCAGAUUUUUCUCUCUUUCCUACUGGACACCUGCAAACCCCACUAGGUUAUGAAAGAAUCACAACGUUUGACAGCAGUGGGAACGUAGAAGAAGUGUGCAGGCCUCGUGUGAGAAUAAUGAGCAACCAAAACAUGUACACCCUUCCAGGCCCAGGGCAGUCAUCAUUACGCUUGCCUUCAGCAGAUGCAAAGAAAGUACAGCAGGUAUAUGGGACACUCAAUAGGCUAAAUGUGGCUCACUGUGUUAUUCCAAGUGGGGAUCCACCACCUUAUCCUGAUGCAACUAUUAGAAGGCACCGUAUUGACAGUAAUACACUACAGAUGCCGUUGCGAAGAAAUAGCAAAGAUGCCACAAUAAAGGUGUCUCAGCUUCUAGAAUCCCAAAGGGUUGUUCAACACGGUCAUAAACCAAAAAACAACUCUUCAGUGUCUGCACAGUACCAACAAAACACACUCCGAUCUCCCCCUGCUCUCUAUACCUGCAGUCAAUGUAUCAGCAAUGGAAGCAACAAUGGUAACAUUGUUAGACAGGAACUACCUACUGGAACUGGCUCUCAGCACAGCACUGUAAUUGUACACUCGUCUAGUACAUCGCCACUCUCUUCUCAGUCAUCUUAUAAUCUGCUGAGCCCUCCAGACAGCUGUCAUGAUAGAACAGAAUACAUUAAUAAUGCUUUCACUGAGGACGAGUCCAUUUUGCAGCCUUGCCAAAUUGAGAAAUCCAUUCGGCAUAUUUCAUUAAGUAAUGAUAUCACAAUGAGCAUGAAGCGGCCACCUCCAUAUCAGUGGGACCCAGCAGGGAGUGAGGAGAUUUGGAUCCCACAGGAAAGACCAACUCCGAUUUCAGCAACAGGGAGUCAUAAGCCACCACCUCUCAUCCUGGAGCAAUCUCAUGUGGAGAUGUCACAUGUAUCAUUUGUUCCUAUUAAAUCUCCUACCAGUCCAACAGUUGCUUUCCAAUCAAACUAUGGACUGACUUUACCAUAUCCUAUAAGUUACACUGCAUCUCCUAUUGCAGCCUUUCAGGCAGCAUUUCCUCCCCCAGAAGCUAUAGGCCCACCACCAUAUCCACAACAAGACCCUUCAGUAGUUGUCCAAUCUGGUUAUCCAGCUAACAUUACCUGUUGUCCAUUGCCACCAAUGUAUCCAACCAGUAACACAUUUUCUAGUUUACAACUCCCCCAGCUUGCAUUGCACCAGUGGAAUGCCUACAGCGCUUGUUCUCCAAUGCAUAGCUCACAAGGGACUUUGAACUCAAAGCCACACUUACUUGUUGAGAAAUCUGGAAUGCCUCCAUUUCCAGCAGAGCUGCAGGAUCAUACAGGAACUGAAGUGAUUGUGGAAACAGCAGACAAUUUCCAAGAGGUUCUCUCUCUGACAGAAUCUCCUGUGCCCCAGCGAACUGAUAAAUGCAACAAGAAAAGUCGUAAACGGUUAGACAGUAGGCCAGAGGAAACAAACAUGCAAGCGGUAACUGAAGGGAAGAUGAAAAAAGAAGCAAAGGCACUCACAGACUUCAACUCUCUUAUUUCUAGCCCAAGACUAGGAAGAGAAAAGAAAAAAAUCAAAAGCCAAAAGGAUCAGCUGAAAUCCAAGAAGCUGAAUAAAAUGAGUGAGUUUCAAGACAGUUCAGAAAGUGAGCCAGAGUUAUUCAUUAGUGGAGAUGAGCUCAUGAAUCAGAGCCAGAGCACCAAAAAGGUUUGGAAAACUAAGAGAAACCUAAGGACAGCAAAUGAAACAGAUGAGCUGAAAUGUCGAAGAGCAAAUGAUAAAGAGGACGGGAAACUGGGCAAUCAAGGGUUUGUGUAUGUAAUGGCUAACAAGCAGCCACUGUGGAAUGAGGCAACACAAGUCUACCAGUUGGAUUUUGGCGGAAGAGUGACGCAAGAAUCAGCUAAAAACUUCCAAAUUGAGCUGGAUGGACGACAGGUGAUGCAGUUUGGAAGGAUUGAUGGUAAUGCGUACAUCCUGGAUUUUCAGUAUCCGUUUUCUGCAGUGCAGGCUUUUGCUGUUGCACUGGCAAAUGUCACACAGCGACUGAAAUGAAUGGGAGGAGCCAAACUGCUUUCUGGAUCUGAGGAGCAAAAGAUGCCAGGAAUGCACCUUGAAUGCACUGUGACUGAAAUGGUCUGGGUAGCUGUGCACUGCUGCCUUUCACUUUAGAGCAUCACAGUUCACCUGUUUAGUCUUGAAGUAACAGGAAGGGUAAAGAGCAUGCUUCUCGGAUGCAGGCUAGGAUAAUUGCAGUUCAGAGAGCUUGCUGCUUUGUAGACCUUUGCAGCGGAUUACAUGCUGCACCUUGCUUAUCCGAAUAACCCAGUAGAAUAAGUUUACCUGUUGACUAGACUGCCUUAUAUUAUGGUGUUUUUGUUUCUUGCAACAAUUACAGAAAUUUACUUUCUCUGCAGUUUUUAAUAACACUAAUAAUACUUGAAUAAUAAGGAUUCUUGGCACCGGAAUGAGAAGGUAUGGUAUUAAUAGGUAGCUAGGGUUGUGUCAAUAAUUUUAAGCACUGGAAACAGCAAUUUAAGGAGCUUAUAAAUUAAAAUGACAAGACAGUCUUUAAAACAGUGUUUUGGGACAGUUUGUUUUAAUAUUCAUUGCUUUGAAAUUAAUAUUUUGUGUUUUGUUAAGCUAUUCUAGUGGUAACUAUCAAAAAACAAGUAAUUGAGUUGGACAUAUUGAUACUUUGUCAGCAACUUUUAAACUUUACAAAAUAAUUUUUAUUUCUAGUGACAAUGAGUUGCACAUGUAUCCUUAAUAGCGGAUUGCUUUCCCAAUUGACAAGCAACCCACCAUUUGAGGGUAUAUCUGUAAAGUAGGGGGACCGAAUGCACCUAAACUUGCAUGGUACUUUUACAGAAUGCUGGCCUGUAGUAAACUUUUCUAUAAAUAUUUUGGUUGCGUAGCUUGUUAUGUGAGGUUUGGUUUAGACAGUGACACAGGUGUUGGGGGUGGGGUGAGUUAUUGUUACAAGCUGUCGUAUUUGUUGUCUUAAGGUUAGGAAAACUUGAAGAUGGUUAAAGUUUAAUGCAAUGUAAAUUCAUGAAUACUUUAAACUUAGAUUUGGAAUAUAACUUUCAGCCACCAUAAUGAGUUCCAAUUCAAACACACAUGCUUAAGAAUACUAAGGUUUAUAAAAACCUGAGAAUCAAAGAUUUUGUUGUACUUAUUCAACUUCAUAUUUCCCAUUAAUAAUUGUAUUUUUAUGUAGUGGCAGUAGUUCCUUGUAUUACGCAGACUUUUGUAGCACAAAAACAGGUUAUUCAACCCAAUAGGUCUCUGCCAGUGUUGAUGCUUCAUAUAAGCUAUUUCUCAUCUUUCUCACCCGUCUCAUCAUCUCCUCUGAUCCCCUCCCCCAUGUUGUUUGUCUAGCUUCUCCUUAAACGAAUCAUUCCAUGGAGUGGUGAAUUCCAAUUUCCUACCAUUACCAGAGCAAAAAUGUUUCCCUUGAAUCCCUUCAUGGUUUUCCUUGUGUUUCUGGCCCCAUGGGAAGAAGUGUUCUCCUUGCAUCCUCAGCUUUUAAAGAUAUCUGUCAGGUCACCCUUUGGGUCUGCUAUCACCUUUAUUACUUAAGGAAAAAUUGCUGCUUUCGACUUCUUGUAACACAGAUACUAAAAUUGUGUUUAGUAUUCUAACCAAGGUUAUGCAUCUUAGUGUAACUUCUCUGCUCUUGAAUUUGGCUCCACCAAAAUGAGACCCAGUGCCAUGUUUACACUUUUUAGUUGCUUUAAUGAUUUGCAAACCUGCACCCUGAGAUUCCUUUGUGCUUCUGCCCUAAAUAGAUCCUUGUUUUCCACAGAAUACAUGGAUUCUUUAAAUGAAUCAAAAUGAUGCAUCUCAUAUUUAACGAUAUUGAAAGAUAUUUUCCAUUUGCAUGUGCAUUUAGCAACGCAAUUGUCACAAUCUUUCUCCAUAUUAACAACACCACCUAAUUUGGUAUUGCAUACAAAAAAUGAUAUUGUACUUCGAAUUCACAGAUUGUUUAUAUAAAUGGUGAUUGACAGUGGCCCUAAGGCUGAUCACUGUGGAACAUCAUUUCCCAUCUUUUGGCAAUCUGAGUUACUGAUUUUACCUUUUUUCUGUUUUUGUAGUUAGUUUCGGUAAAUUAACUUAAAUAAGUGUCAUUUAAUUAACAGGUUACUUGAGGAGGAAAACUCUCCCUAUAUCACCUUGUUCAGAUACAAAUGUCUUUCCUCCCUCAGCUGCUAUCAUCACCCUCAUUGUUUGGCAGCUCAAAGAAUCAUCCUGAAACAUGAAAUAAUUUACAAGUGUUGCAUUCUGACCCUGGGUCAUAUUGAAGCUUUGGGUUGGUCUGUCCUUUGUACUCCAAAACAGCUUUAUUAAAGUUUUAAUAUUCACCACUUCCUUCAGUGCAAAAAGUGUAAGAAUGCACAGAGAUGUGCAGAACUUGUAUAUUCUGUUUAAACAGGAUUGUGUUUUGGGGGUUGAAAGGUUGGACACUUUGCACUUUGUCGCCGGAACGAUUCAUGUUCAGAAACCUAGGGGGAACUGCAAUGUUUUAAUAAUCCUGAUGAACUUCAUUGCUUUUUCUUCUCUGCACUGGUUCACUUAUUUCGAACGGGGGACAAUAUCCGUCAUCAGUAAGAAGAGGAAAAAUAAAGAUGUUACUAAUUCAUCAUUAUCAUAUUAUUAAUAAUGUUGAUGCAUCCACAUAACAGAAUCCUUGGCUAUUGAUUUGUACAAGCAAGUGGUAACAAGUAUUUCAUGAAGUUUUGAUUUUGGUAAGUGUGACCUUCGUAACUAGCAGCAGUGGAGCUGUUCAAAAUUAUACCAUACUUUUAACUGUAGAGAUAAGAUUAUAAUCUGCACUCACUGUUAUUUUGCUCUGAUGCAAUUCAUCAUGAUAAAUUUCACUGUCCCUCAGUGAAAAUCUCAAAGCAAAUCGACCACAAGGAGCCUUCUAGUAUUGUGAAAAUCAAAAACUGCAAAUGCUGCAAAUCUAAAAAGCUGAAAACACUCAGCAGGUCAGGCAGCAUCUGUGGAGAGAGGAACAGAGUUAACGUCUUAUUCUGGUGUUAAGUGUGUUGUUGUGCUUGCCAUUGGCAGGAAACAGGAGCAAUAAGCAUAACUAUCUCACCAACUGUGCGCAUCACAGAAGUAGUGGAUGGGUGGUGUGAUUGGAGGCAGCAAUAUGAGGUUAUGCUUCAAUUUGAUCCUUGGAGGUACUCUAGGCUCAAUGCUGAGAGUGAUGGAUCUUCGGAAUUUUCUAUUGAAGAGGCUCGAUUGCUGAGUACAUUUACGAUGUACAUCAAUAGCUUGUUGGUAUCAAGGGUUAUGGGUUUAGUGCAGCAAAGUGACACAGAGGUAAAAGAUCAGCUAUGAUCUCAUUCAAUGGCAAAACAGGAGCCAUGUGUAUCAGUGCUAUGCCGAAAGGAAGACAUUUGUGUUGAUUAGUGCCAUCACUAUUUUCACGCUGAACUUUCUUUAAAAUGUGGAGAUUUGUUCAACAUCAAAAUGGCUCAGUCUGAAUGCAAGUAGCCAAUGUUAAAAUGGCUGGAACGUGUAGGGUGAAGUAAAGCUUUACAUUUAAAGACAAGCUAAUAUUCUUUUUGUACUCAGUGUUGUUAUGGUUAUUAUGAAAGAUGUUUCCUGUCAGAAAGUAGCUUUUUGGUAGAGAUACCUCCUUGACCUAACUUUAUAAUUGUCAUUUACUGUAAAGUUAUCCAGAUCCUUGGCAUUUAGCAAAAAUGUAAGUAUAUAUAUUUUUAACAACCUUUUGGUAUCAAAUAUCAGGAUAACAGGAACAUAAACCUGCUAUUUGUAGUUUAACGUGGUAAUGCUACUUUUUUGGAUGUAAACAUCCACAUUCAGCUUACACCAAAAAAAACACAAGCAUUAAAAUAUGCACCUGGUCUGUUGUAAGUCUUUGCUCCAUUUACUGUGUUUCAUUCUGUAUUGAGAAAUAAAUAUUCUAUGACAGGAAAUAUAGAAUAUAAAUACUAUGUAUUGCUAAGAAAUUUUACAUUUUUUCAUUUCAUUUAGUUGUCUUUUACCCAAGAAAAUUUAUAAACUUCACUGAAUCCAUGAAAAAUCUUUUUUUAGAUUAUAGUUUAAAUUAGAAAUCACAACAACCCAAAGUUCAGAAUAGUGGUGGCAUAACCUAAAAUUAAUUUGGAUGAUUUUUGAAGGAAUAUAAAUAGGCUUUGGGUGGGGGUGAGGUAGCUACUGUGCACAAACAUAUUUGCUGUAAAUGAGAACCUAGGCUAAGUUAAUUAGUGAUAGGGUCUUAAAUACUGUCAAGUAGCAUUUCCAGCUAGUUUUUUUUUAACUGUAAGUUAUGGGAAAUUUGUUACUUUAAAUUCAGAGGUGCAAUGAAGAACAAAUAUUUUGCAUUUGCUGCACGUCACUCAUCUUUCAUCUAGAAAAUCUGUAAAGCUCAGCCUGAUGAUAUGGAAUAUUUUCCAAGCAUUUGUAUUGAGUUCUGCGCAAAUCUGCAACCAGAGAUUUAAAGUUCAAUGAGAAGAUCAUCAAAAUCUACGCAGUUUUGUAUUUUGAAACCAUAACUAGAGCAGUGAAAUUUUAAUAUAUGAUUAUUUAAAUAAAAAAGAAACAUCUUCAGAUACAGAAAAACUGAGUAUUUUAUAAGUAACCUGAAUAAUGUUUGCAAAAGUGGGCUUACUCGACGGGCGAUUGGGUGACUGUGGUUUGGGUUGAUGGUUCUUUUUAAAAAUUCUUUGUUAUUUCAGGGCUAGCACAAAGAUUUUGAAUUUAUGCACUAAAAUGAAUAUCAGGACAGUGCUGCUGGAACUUUUAUAUCUACUCUACAGUUUAAGCGCACAUUUUCACACAAAAUGUCUCAAUGUUUUUGAACAACACAAUGAUUUGGAUACCAUGGUUCAAGUAAUGCAUUUUUUCAUGUUUAAAAAAAAUUGCACCUCCAUCUUCAAGCUGAAUGAUGUAUUCUCUGUGCUAAUGGACACUGGACGCUGUGGCAAGUUAGGAUUGAAAUGCAAGGGCCUGGCCACAAAAACGUACACCAUAGCAAUUAAAAUAAGUGGAUAAUAAAAUAGAAGCUACUGGGUUUGCUUUCAGGUGAUACAUGAUGAUUAUGAUGUUUUGUGAUGUUUUUCAUUAGUUACUAACAACAGUUAACAUACCCUCUGUAGUGUUAUGCUAUAGAAAAUCUUUUUUUCCAACUAUAUGUACAAGGCUGUGUAAAAAAAAGUCUUUUGGCUCCAGUUAAUCUGGAUUUUAAAACUAUCAAAUUAAACUUAACUUUUAAAAUUCUAAUAUAAGUAAAAAGAUUUUAAGAACAAUGCACUCCAACACUGCAACUUCAAAAAAUAUUUCGAGUAAGACCAAAUAAGUUAAUUUAGUAGUUUGGCAUAAGUCUUUCUUUGAUGGUUUUAAAUGUGUUGAUUAAGCCUAAUGAAAUGUUGGUUCUACAUUGCACAGAUUUCUGUGUACUGCAUUGAUGGGUUAUUUCCUUUUACUUAGGUGUGCAAUACCUUUAAACCUACUUUAUUUUCUCAUUUAAAUACACAAUGCAUAACAUUGUUAUAAAUAGGAACUUUAGUUUGCUUUAGUGGUUUAUGGGAUUUUUUACAUUAUUAUUGGUGGAUUUUAUAAACAGUUUCUGUAUUUAAUUAUUUAUAAAGAAUGUUUAUGUAACUAAUGUUGGUUAGAAAUUUUGGGUAUUCUUUAAAUUUGUUAUUGUUGAUGCUUUGUUUAAUAUUAGCAUUAAGGGUUAUGUGCUACAAAGGUGUAGAAUGCAUUUGCAUUCCUAGGGAAGUUAUUACUGAUUAUGUAGUAUGUUAGAAUUGCACAGAUUGACUGUAAUAUUUGUAUGGGUCUUAAUAUUUCUAUUUGUUUUCUUUCGCUUUUCUGUCCUGCCAUCACUUUAUUGUCCAGCUUUCCAACAAAGUGGUUUGUUGCAGAAUAAUGACCUUUCACCUUUGCAUCUGGUCAGUUUCUUUGAGAAACUAUUAUCAGUAUUUCUGAUUAUUAUAUAUUGAUUUAGAAAGCUUUUGAGACUUGGCUUUCGCAGUGCAGUCUUUGUGUAGCUUGUCUCAAAGGUUUUUUAAAAGGCAUUGCUGGGAAUAAAAGCUGCAAACCAGAGUUGUCAAGUACUGUACCCUUAAAAUUUUCUUUCUUAAACCCAUGUGCUAAUAUUCCAAUUUUUAUUAUGAAACUGCACCUAUUAAUGUAGAACUUGACUGAAUAUUGCCCAGUUAUUAAAAAUUAACCUGUGAUACAAUGCAGUUGUUUAAAAUCUGUCAUGCACAGACUCCUGCUCCAACUGUGGGCCACCUUUGUACUAAUUUUAUAAGGUACUGCAUUAGCAGAUACAAUAAACUGCCCUCAUUUUUUUUUUAAUUGAAUUCUGUAAGCAUUAAAAUGUUUGAUUGUGGCUUACUAAUUAAAUUUGCAGACUUGGAUGUAACUGUUUCCAUUGCUGGUUUUGUAAAAACUAGUUGUAUUUCAUAAAUCUCCCUUGUGUGCACGUUAUAUUUUUGUUAUUUUCUCCAAAGACCCUCUGUAAGGAUCCAACAGAUGAAUAA